ACUUAUGCAAUAAUAAAUAUGGUGGUAAGUUCAAAAAUUUUCUUCUUUACAUAACUAAAAAAGAAAAGAUGGAAGACGACGAACUUCAAGCUAUUAGAGCCAGACGUUUAGCAGAAUUACAAGCACAGAGCGGUGGUAUGAGUCAACAGAGUGCAGGAUUUGGCGUUGGAAUGGGCUCUUCAUCUGGAGGAUCUAAAGAGGAUGCUGAAAAGAAAGGACAAAUGGAAGAAAUGCGACGAAACAUGUUGUACCAAAUCUUGGAUAAUUCUGCUAGAGAAAGAUUGGCACGUAUUCAGAUGGUAAAAGCAGAUAAAGCUCGCGCUGUUGAAGAUUUAUUGAUUAGAAUGGCACAAACAAAUCAAUUAAGAAGCAAAGUUACUGAAAAGCAACUAAUUGAUCUUUUAAGUCAAAUUAGUCAGCAGGACUCGAAUUCAACACAAACACGUAUUGUUUAUAACCGCAGACAAUAUGAUGAUUCAGAUGAUGAUUACGAUUUAUAAAGAAAAGUAGAAUUUAUAAAUAAAAUUUAUACUAGUUUAAGAGAUUAAGAAAUAAAAACUGGGUAUGAUGAACUGUAUAAAGUUGAAGAAAAAGGAUACUAGUAGUAUGAAUUGGCAUAUAUAUUAAAGCAGUCAUUAUAAAUAAUGUUGAGCAAGUAACAAAAAAAAAACAUUACGAUUGAAGAAUGAUUUUAUUUAAAAAAUUAAAAAAUGACUAAUGAGUACAUAGCAUUUAUAUGCUGUUUUGCCCUGGUC
Messenger RNA from Cokeromyces recurvatus, 755 nucleotides. RefSeq names its product PDCD5-related protein. The coding region runs from base 69 to 500 and encodes 143 amino acids. Gene Ontology annotation, cellular component: nucleus; cytosol. The transcript is spliced from 6 exons. Gene Ontology annotation, molecular function: DNA binding. Lineage: Eukaryota; Fungi; Mucoromycota; Mucoromycetes; Mucorales; Mucoraceae. The record is from RefSeq and is a predicted model, not a curated record.